ACAUGAAGAUUGAAGAAACAUUCAGAGUGAAACAUGAAGACACUGAGGAACAAACAGACCUGAUGGAAGAAAGUGAGGAGAGUGAAGAACUAAAGACAUUUCUAAAGAAAAGAGCCAAGAAAUCUUUCACCUGCACUCAGUGUGGAAAGAGUUUCUCAACCAAACAACAUCUUGAGAUUCACAUGAGAGUUCAUACAGGAGAGAAGCCGCUCACAUGUGAUCGAUGUGGGAAGAGUUUCACACGAUCAUCAAGCCUUAAAGCACACAUGAGGAUCCACACUGGAGAGAAACCGUUCACAUGUGAUCAGUGUGGGAAGAGUUACACACAAAAAGGACAUCUUAAAGAACACAUGAGGAUCCACACUGGAGAGAAACCGCACACAUGUGAUCAAUGUGGGAAGAGUUUCACGCGACCAUCACACCUUAAAGAGCACAUGAGGAUCCACACCGGAGUGAGACCGUUCACAUGUGAUCAAUGUGACAAAACAUUUCUUGGGGAAUCAACCUUAAAGAAACACCUGACAGUUCAUACAAAGGAGAAGCCACAUUCAUGUUCUGUGUGUGAAAAGAGUUUUUCACUGCUGCAAUAUUUACAUGCACAUGAGAAAAGACACACUGGUGUGAGAGAGUACAUGUGCUUUGAGUGUGAGAAGACUUUUAUUUCAGCAAACCAUUUAAAACUGCACCAGAUAAUUCACACUGGAGAAAAACCUUACAAGUGUUCACAGUGUGACAAGAGAUUCAGUGAUUCAUCAUCUCUGAAAACACAUGAGAGGAGCCACACUGGAGAAAAACCUUACAAGUGUUCACAGUGUGACAAGAGAUUCAGUGAUUCAUCAUAUCUGAAAACACACGAGCGGAUCCACAGCAGAGAGAAGCCGCACACGUGUGAUCAAUGUGGAAAGAGUUUCACUAUUAAAAGUCACCUGAAGAUACACGUGAGGAUCCACACUGGAGAAAAACCUUACAAGUGUUCACACUGUGACAAGAGAUUCAAUCAGUCAUCAACUCUGAAAAGACAUGAGAGGAUCCACAGCAGAGAGAAGCCGCACACGUUUGAUCAGUGUGGAAAGAGUUUCUCUAUUAAAAGUCACCUGAAGAUACACAUGAAGAUCCAUGCAGUGGAGAAACCACAUCACCAAGGCCUGAAAUCAUAAGUAGUUCAUCUUUGUGCUGAGAAAAAAUGUCUCUUCUAAGACACAUACCAAAUCUCUCCUCCACCUAUAGAUGGCACUGUUGCACUGCCUGCUGUUGAAUUAUCCAGGUUUUGAAUGAGGAGAGACCCCCGAUGUGAUUGUGAAGCACGUAGGGUGUACAGUAGUACAUAAUAAAGUGCUAUAUAAAUGUCUCAUUCAUUCAUUUAUUCAUAGUUAGCCGUUUCUCAAUAUGCUUUCUUGUCUGUGUUCUUGUGAAACGUCAUCAGUCGCUGUCCAAGUUCUGUUCCAAUUUAAAAUUCACAUCUAGCCAAGUUCAGUUCAAAUCCCCGGAUGUGUUCUUGAAUCUUGAUACACCCUUUUUUAUCACAAAUGCAUGGAGAGGUGACUUGUGCGGAUUUGAGACAGCCAGGUAUCCCAGAAUGCAUUGCACACUAACCAGCAAGUGUUGGUAGCAGAGGAGAAAACCCACAUAAUUCAAACAUACUACUGUUAUUAAGUCAUGAUAUGUAGUUUUAAGAGUUUUCAGGCAAGAGAGUACUGGUUUUAAGCUCAACUUUGUGGUUUAUUGAUAAAAGUAGAGCCUAUUUGGAGUUGUGAGAUCCAGAUGAUCACCUGGUGCUCAGGGGUCAUGUAACCCGCCGAGAGCAGCCUUACCUCGGCUAGUCCUUCUGACGUUUGCUGCUGACUCUGAUGUCUCUUUAGUGGUUGAACAUAAUAUAAUUCAUCUUUUGUAUAUCUAACGGGUGAUCUUUGGUCUCAUAAAUCUAUAAUUUGUUGAACUAAAAGUGAAAUCUCAUAACUUUAUAUAGUUAGGAGUUAUAGUUUACUGUUGUAGCCUACUACAGCGCUGACUUUGUAUAUUUGACUGAAUCGUUUGCUUUAUUUUUUAUUGUAGCUUCUUAUACUUCUUUUGCUUAUACUUUUAUAAUGGGUAUUUGGUAAUUAUUGACCAUUAAAACUGA
Messenger RNA from Megalobrama amblycephala (Wuchang bream), 2119 nucleotides. RefSeq names its product gastrula zinc finger protein XlCGF57.1-like. Gene Ontology annotation, cellular component: nucleus. NCBI's taxonomy places the organism in Eukaryota, Metazoa, Chordata, Actinopteri, Cypriniformes, Xenocyprididae. Bases 3 to 1157 code for a protein of 384 amino acids. The record is from RefSeq and is a predicted model, not a curated record. The transcript is spliced from 2 exons.